GUUGCACCGCCGGAAGUGGCGAAGUGCGGCGGCGGGAGGAGGUGGGUGAGAAGGGACCAAGUUCCUUCCCGGAGUUACCAGGGCGUUCGCCGAGGUAGUGUGUCGUGACGGGAGGACUUGCGGACUUUGGCGCAGCCUGCACCUGCUGCUCUCAACACCCGGCAGGAAAAAGCCGGCCUCCAGUAUGCGACCUAGUGCCAGAGAAUAACAGUUUAGAGGGUCAACAUGUUUUCGAACUUGAGGAAGUUUGGAGUAAAUCAUAAUAAAAUACGCAUCCUGCACAUUAAUAAUAUGUGUUGCUCUAAAAUAAAAUCAAGUUUAAAAAGAUUAAAGCCAUAUGUGCCUCUUGGAAGAAACUACAGCUCUCUACCAGGUUUAGUUGGAAAUGAUAUCAAAUCUCUUCAUUCCAUCAUCAGUCCUCCCAUAGCUAAAAUCCGUAAUAUUGGAAUUAUGGCUCAUAUUGAUGCAGGCAAAACUACCACCACAGAAAGAAUAUUGUACUAUUCUGGAUACACAAGAUCACUAGGAGAUGUUGAUGAUGGAGACACGGUGACAGAUUUCAUGGCUCAAGAGCGAGAAAGAGGCAUUACUAUUCAGUCUGCUGCUGUUACCUUUGAUUGGAAGGGGUAUAGAGUCAAUCUAAUUGAUACACCAGGUCAUGUGGACUUUACCUUGGAGGUUGAGCGCUGCCUUAGAGUAUUGGAUGGUGCAGUAGCUGUGUUUGAUGCCUCUGCUGGUGUAGAGAGAGCGAGAGCACGAGCAGGGCGAAAUCUUAACAUUUUUAACUCUAGUUAUUUUGCUUUCUGCAGUUUUAAGUAUGCAGUUGAAAGCAUCAGAGAGAAGUUGAAGGCAAAGCCUUUGCUUUUACAGUUACCACUUGGUGAAGGCAAAGCUUUCAAAGGAGUUGUGGAUGUUGUAAGUAAAGAAAAACUUCUUUGGAAUCGUAAAUCAGAGGAUGGAAAAAACUUUGAGAGGAAACCCCUUUUGGAAAUGAGUGAUGCUGAGUUGCUGAAGGAGACAACUGAAGCAAGGAACGCCUUAAUUGAACAGGUUGCGGAUUUGGAUGAUGAAUUUGCUGACUUGGUUUUAGGAGAAUUUAGUGAAAAUUUUGAUUUGCUACCAGCUGAAAAGCUACAGACUGCAAUACACAGAGUAACACUGGCUCAGACAGCAGUGCCUGUGCUUUGUGGAAGUGCCCUGAAAAACAAAGGGGUCCAGCCCUUGUUAGAUGCUAUUACCAUGUACUUGCCUUCACCCGAAGAGCGCAACUAUGAAUUUCUGCAGUGGUAUAAGGGUGACUUAUGUGCCCUGGCAUUUAAAGUUCUUCAUGACAAGCAGCGGGGACCACUGGUGUUUAUGCGCAUUUACUCAGGCAUGAUAAAACCCCAGUCGGCCAUCUAUAAUAUUAAUGGAAACUGCACGGAGAGAAUAAGUCGUCUCCUUUUGCCAUUUGCUGACCAACAUAUAGAAAUCCCUUCACUGACUGCUGGUAACAUUGCUUUGACUGUUGGUCUUAAACAUACUGCCACUGGGGACACCAUUGUGUCAUCCAAGUCCAGUGCAUUAGCUGCAGCUCGUCAAGCCGAAAGGGAAGGAGAAAAGAAGCCUAGACAAAACAGUGAAGCAGAGAGACUUUUAUUGGCUGGGGUGGAAAUUCCAGAACCUGUUUUCUUCUGUACCAUAGAGCCCCCUUCAGUGGCUAGGCAGCCAGAUUUGGAUUAUGCACUGAAAUGCCUUCAGCGUGAAGAUCCCAGUUUGAAAGUGAAGCUGGAUCCUGAUUCUGGACAGACUGUCCUCUGUGGUAUGGGGGAGCUACAUAUCGAGAUUAUUCAUGACCGAAUCAAGAGGGAAUAUGGACUGGAAACCUAUCUAGGGCCUCUCCAGGUGGCAUACCGAGAGACCAUCCUAAAUGCAGUUUAUGCCACAGAUACCUUAGAUAGAACUUUAGGAGACAAACGGCAUCUUGUGACUGUAGAACUGGAAGUAAAACCAAUUGAAACAUCCUCUGUUACGCCAGUUAUCAAGUAUGCUGCAGGUGUUAGUGAAGACCUUCUGAAGGUCUCCCAAGAGGCCAUUGAAAAUGGAAUUCACAGUGCAUGCCUCCAAGGACCAUUGCUCGGAUCCCCAGUUCAAGAUGUGGCCAUUACCUUACAGUCGCUGAUCAUUCGUCCUGGUACCUCCACGACGAUGAUUUCUGCCUGUGUGUCGAGAUGCUUACAACAGGCUCUGAAGAAAGCUGAUAAGCAAGUUUUAGAGCCCCUGAUGAAUCUCGAGGUGACAGUGACGAGAGAUUACCUAAGCCCUGUUCUGGCAGAUCUGGCACAAAGAAGAGGAACCAUUCAGGAAAUCCAGACUCGUCAGGAAAACAAAAUUGUUACUGGAUUUGUUCCCUUAGCAGAGAUUAUGGGUUAUUCAACUGUGCUUCGAACGCUUACCUCUGGCUCGGCUACUUUUGCCUUAGAACUCUCUAAUUAUCAAGCCAUGAAUCCUCAAGACCAAACUACACUGCUCAGCCGGCGAAGUGGCUUGACCCAGGUGCUUUAGGUCUUUGGAGACAACCUCACAAGCACUUUCAGAAAUUUUGUGAAAUGUUCUUAAGGAAGAGGGUCUGAGCCCAAAGCUCCACCAUUCUCCAACAGCCUGAAAUCCAUGGAACUGGAGUAUAGACUUCCUUGCGUCUUACAAUGGAAAGGCCCAUCAAAAGAGGAUAUGAUACAAGGUUAAUGCAGUCAAGGGGCUUUAAAAUUUAGGGUGUAAAUAUAGGGUGUUAUAGGGGCACCUAGGUGGCUCAGGUCAGGAUCCCAGGGUCCUGGGAUCGAGCCCCGCAUUGGGCUCUGCGGGA
Leptonychotes weddellii (Weddell seal) is the source of this 2842-nucleotide messenger RNA. Lineage: Eukaryota; Metazoa; Chordata; Mammalia; Carnivora; Phocidae. The record is from RefSeq and is a predicted model, not a curated record.